AUGGGCCGUACAAACACUCACAAACCUACCACUGCUGCGCCCGGCCUGGCCGGUGACGCCCCUCCCCCUGCCCUGAAGCCCCACCGCGCCCCUAAGACCUCGGUCAGCCGCGCCGCGCCUCUUCCGAGCCGCCCGCCGCCUCCCAAGGAGAAGAAGGCGAAGAAAGACAAGAAGGAGAAGAAGCCUGCCAAGCGCGCCCGGGACUCCGACGACGACGACGACGAAGAAGAAGAGAAGAAGCCGGCGAAGAAGGCGAAGAAGCCAGUGCGCGCCCCGACUCCGGAGACAGAGAGGGAUAGCGAGUUGGAGCUUCUUGUUUCAUUUUUAAUCACCGACAGGCGGAGAAGCGCUGUUAAACACACUGUGCUCAAUGUCUGAAUCUCUCCAUAGUGCCCCGCGACGAAACAAUUGGAGGUUGGGAAAAUAAACUGAAAUAUUUACCCUUAAAAAUAAAAGUUGGUCAAUGCACUGUGUUAUGUCGCCGCCAC
Messenger RNA from Mytilinidion resinicola, 488 nucleotides. RefSeq lists its product as uncharacterized. Bases 1 to 378 code for a protein of 125 amino acids. NCBI's taxonomy places the organism in Eukaryota, Fungi, Ascomycota, Dothideomycetes, Mytilinidiales, Mytilinidiaceae. The transcript is spliced from 4 exons. The record is from RefSeq and is a predicted model, not a curated record.